Ictalurus punctatus (channel catfish) is the source of this 1982-nucleotide messenger RNA. RefSeq lists its product as uncharacterized. The record is from RefSeq and is a predicted model, not a curated record. Bases 375 to 1982 code for a protein of 535 amino acids. The transcript is spliced from 3 exons. NCBI's taxonomy places the organism in Eukaryota, Metazoa, Chordata, Actinopteri, Siluriformes, Ictaluridae.
UAAAAUUGUGAAUGUUUCAUGCUGUAAAAGUCUUUCAUACGUGAAUAUAACAUUGUUUGUAUCAUAUUCAGAAUUUGAGGGAAACGUGUCUAACAGUGAUUACGACGGAGAUAUUUCAGAUACGAGUGCUGCAAUAGAAGACCAAGAGGAAAUCAUCUCGGAAACCGACAUUCAACAAGACAUCGAACUACAACAGAUCUGCGCAGUGUGGCGUGAAUUCUUCGAAGCAAAGACUGAUUUAUUGGAAAACUUUGGACAGAUUGAUUAUACACUUGAAUCUGGUCGAGGUACAGAUUUUAUCCCUUUACUCUACAGCACGCUUGAAAAUGUGAAUAGAUGUCUCUCAGUGAGCAUAAAGUUGAUUAGAAAAUUGUAUGAUAGAUAUGGCGCAGAAACGACUGAAAUGCAGUUCGGAUAUGGAGAUUAAAAAAAAGAGAACCGAAAAUUCUCCAUUAUCGCAUGAUUUCUUUUAUGACGGAAACCAGAGUUUUUCAAAUGAUUCGCACACACCCCUGAACCCAUAUUUAACUGAAGCGAUCAACAGGCUGAACGAAAGUUUAAUACCGUCACACCAAGUCGUUAGUGAGAGACCUAAUCAGAGUCCAAAUCACGUCGUAUCAAACACAACGGUAACGCCGAAUGAUAUAUUUUCUGAAUUAAAUCAAUGUCUGUUAGAGUUACAUAAUAACCUAAAUGAACACGGUCAUUCAGUACAAAUAAACCCUGAUCUAAUCGAUGCAGUCAAUCAGUUGAAUGAAAAUUUAAGAUCGUCAGAACAGAACAAUACUCAAAAUGAAAACCCCAGACGAAUUUCCAGUCAAACUGUAUCAAGUACGCCGGUCACGUCGCACGACAUAUUUUUCGAAUUAAAUCAAUGUCUGUUAGAGUUACAAAAUAACCUAAUCGAACAAAGAGAAUCUUUGCAGAUAAAUCCAUGUUUAAUAGACGUGGUGAAUCAAAUCAAUGAAAAUAUGUCAUUACCUCCCGUUCAGAAUAUCGUCUCGACUCCAGAAAACGCUCAGGAACCUAGUCCGUUAUCUUCUCAUGAUACGAUACACGAACUUAAUCAAAGUAUUAUGAGGAUAAAUGACGGUCUUGUUAACUUAAUCGAAAACCCUGACAAUAUUGCACAAAAUUCGGAAAACGAUAAUGAACGCAACCGCCCAAUGGAAAACAUACACUCACCUAAUACCCAAGAUUCUCAAAUGGAAAACACACAUUCGCCCGAUACCCAAGAUUCUCAAAUGGAAAACUCGCCCGAUAUCCAAGUAGAGCAAGAGGGUGAUGGAUUAGAUCCUAAUAUUAGAAUAAUUAAUCGGGAAAGAUUCAACAACACUGAGAUUAGGAGAAGAGUGAAUUUUUCUUCUAUCGCGAACGUUGACAGCUUUGCAGAUUUUUAUAAUUAUGUUUUAGAGAUUUUAAACAGCGCGAUUGAAAUCGCUAACAAUUUAAUUUCUGCCAAGGAUGUAGUAACCGUUGAAAUUAGAGGUGAUACGGUCAAUGUUUCAUCACGCGUUCAAAUAGACAAUGGUGUCAUCGAUUUAGGUUCUUUUCUGACCAUGCUCGAAAAUGCAAUUCAGAGUAAACGUGAAAUUUUUACCGAUAAUACCCUUGAAAUAGUCGUCCAAAUCGUCCGACCACUUCGGGGUGGUGGAAAUAGAAGGAAAAUAGGCCAUAUAUUCAAAUCAGAAACCCUGCAGAAGAAAAUGCAGCAUCUAUACAUUUUUCACAACAGAGACAACAUGUGCUUCGCCUUCGACAGGAGUGGGGGACCGCUUGCUGUGCCAGAUGUUCACCACCAGCUCCUUGGUUUUCCUGAUGUUGAGCUGGAGGUGGUUGUUGUCAUACCAUCUUAUAAAGCUUUGAUAAGAUCUCUGUACUCCCCCUACUUUUUAUCUAUUAUACAGGCAACAAUGGAGAAGUCAUUCAAAAAUGUCUGUAGGUGGCAUGUUCCCAAAUUGCAGCAGAAGUCAGAGGUGUAG